Molecule: messenger RNA, 2206 nt
Organism: Pelodiscus sinensis (Chinese soft-shelled turtle)
Lineage: Eukaryota; Metazoa; Chordata; Testudines; Trionychidae
Product: E3 ubiquitin-protein ligase TRIM69-like
Molecular function (GO): protein binding
Source: RefSeq, a predicted model, not a curated record
AAUUCUGGCUGUCAGCAUGUGUGGGGGAGAGCGAUUGUGCGUGUGCCUGUGCCUGUCUAUCUCUGAGCAUCGCUCCCUGGCUGGGUGUGUUGGGCCCUGCUCCCAGGCACACCCCCUGUGGGUGAUAAACUCACCGAGCGCAGAGCAAACCUAACCUGUCACCCAGCUGGCCGCACCUUUCCCCGGGUUUCCCUGUGGACGCAGCACACAGCAGCUCCUGGGCUCUCUCCCGGGCUCAGGGAGGGCAGUGGGGCCUGGUAGUUACAACAGGGGGAGCCAGGAUCUGCCCCUCAUGGCUUCCAAUCCCCCCCAACUGGGCUGUCUCUCGGAGGAGUUCUCCUGCCCUGUGUGCCUGGACUGGCUGCGGGCUCCCGUCACGCUCCCCUGCGGCCACACCUACUGCCAGGGCUGCAUCGAGACAGCGUGGGGCACCAUGGGGGUCCCUCCAGCCUGCCCUGAAUGCCGGGAGCUCUGCCCCGACCGGAGAUAUGCCCCCUGCAGGCUGCUGGGCAAGCUGAUCGACCAGGCCAGGGGGGUGAGCCCUGGUGGGGCAGGGGAGAGGGCGCGCCCAGAGGGCAGGGGCCAGGGCUACAACGAACCCCGGAAGAUGGAGGGAGAAUGCAGCAGGGAGAUCCGUGGGGGACCAGCCACGCACGGGAACCCCACCCACCAGGCCACCGUACAGCACCAGGAAGAGCCGGCCUCAGCUGAAGCCCAGCUGGAGUCCAGCCUCGCUCAGCUCCUGCGGCUGAAGAGGGAGGUGGAAGAAAGGAUUUGGAACCACCAGGCGACGGUGCUCGGCCUGGGGGAUCACAUCUCGGCGGAGUUCGGGAAGCUGCAGGGCUGGCUGGCCACCCGGGAGGAGCAGUGGCAGAUGGGGCUGCGGCAGGCGGGCAGCAGGCAGCUGCGGGCGCUGGAGAGGAACCUGCAGGAGCUGGAGGGGAAAUGCCACGCGGCGCGGGAGAUGCUCACGGAGACCCAGGGCCCCCUGCCCCAAGGGGACGUUGCGGAGUUCCUGACGGACAUCAAAUCCUUCCUGACCUGGGCGAAGCAGCAUCUAGCUACGCCUCGUGGGCCAAAUACAGGGUCCAUGUGGCAGAUCCUGGGGCAGUUUAAAGGGCCAAUCCAGUAUACUGCCUGGAAGGACAUGAAAUCCAUCCUCAGCAUCGAUCUGCAGCAGGGCGGACACCACCGCCAGCCCCUCCCCGACACUCCCGCCCGCUUCGAUUUCUGCGUGGCUGUGCUGGGCGCGGCGGCGUUCGCCUCCGGGAGGUGCUACUGGGAGGUGGAGGUUGGGGAGAAGCAGGCGUGGACGCUGGGCGUGGUCCAUGCCUCCAUCAACCGCAAGGGGAAGAUCCAGGCCUCCCCCAGCAAGGGCUUCUGGGUCAUUCGGCUCCGGGGCGGGACUGAGCUCAUGGCCAAGGACACGCCCCCAGUGGUGCUCCGCCCCCAGAACCUGCCCCACAGGAUCGGGGUCUACCUGGACUACGAAGGGGGCCAGGUUUCCUUCUACGACGCCCACAGCAUGUCCCACCUCUAUACCUUCAGCGCGCGCUUUGCAGAGAGAGUGUAUCCCUAUUUCUGCCCUGGGCUGUAUGAUUCAGGGGGGAAUGCUACCCCCCUGAAAAUCUGCCCCCUGCCCUGAGUCAGCCUUACCCUGCUCCGGGGCCAGACGGAGCUGGUGCCCCCUAGCAGGGAAAGGCCCCUUGUCCCAUUUCCCCAGCCCCCUGAGCCAGCCAAGCCCCUGCCCAAGGGCCAACUGGCAGCUGGUGCCCCUAGAGGGGUCAGGCCCUGUGAUCCAUUCCCCAGCCCCCUGAGCCAGACAAUGGAUUAUUGAUGAAUGGCCAUCAUCCUCAGACUCGUCAGAGCCAGCUGUUUGGUUCUCCGAAGCAAGAAGGAACGGAGCACAAGGCCAGACUGCACCCUGCCAAGCAGGGACUCCAACAAGAUCCUCAUGGACAUGCAACCCAGCACGAACCCCCAAUGUUUCCUCUACUCUUUUCUACCCAUGCGCGGAUUUUUUCCAUCUGUGUAGAAUAAAUUUUGUUAUGUGCAUCACAGUGUGUGAAGAUGUGCACCACCAGGAGAAACACCAACCUAGCGGUGGGUGCCCUGCUAACCAGCUAGGCAGUAUUCGAAUUUUUCCUGCGUCCCGCUUCCAGGGAAUGCUGGCUCCCAGCGCGACGCCCUGGCCGGAAGAGCUAGU